CCUCGAGGUCUGUGAUGCUGCCUUGCAGAUUGACAAGGAGAUUAUUGCUCUACAUACUGAACAGAUCGCGUAGAAACCAGUCGUCAUACCCCGUAUGGCGCCAAAUGUAGCCACCCAGACUCCUCUGCCGUUCGUUCGUGCCUAUAGCUACGUCUUGCGGAAUCAUGAUGUUCAUGAGACGGACUUCUUGAGGCUCAUCGAUCAGCUCAGCAUCGUCCAGGCUACACAUCCGCCUUCACAGAUGGCAGAAGAGGGCGUCAUAGCCCUUGGAAUGCCGUACCAUUGGGCACAGUUUGCUGGUCUAGGUUCACAAAUUGGCACUGAGAUAGGUGACACUGCUCUCCUUACAGUACGAGGCAGGCGUUUUGUCGAUCAUGUCAACAAGUCGUUCCUGAGACCGAGGGGUCUGCAGAUGAGAAUCCUGACCGACGAUGAUAUUGUGAGCAUUAUUGGUGUUCCAGCAGAACGGGACCCCCUAUCGUAGGUAUCGCGAUACAACCACAUGUAUCCAUGAGGCUGACCGGAUCCACCAAAUAGACCCAUUGACGAUGAAUCAAUUUAUAAGUCCUUGCGAGAUCGCCGGAUGUCUGCACUGGGCGAGUACAUUGCUGAAUUAACGCUGGAAGUGGCGCCACCAAACCAAGAC
Pseudovirgaria hyperparasitica is the source of this 646-nucleotide messenger RNA. RefSeq lists its product as uncharacterized. The transcript has a single exon. Lineage: Eukaryota; Fungi; Ascomycota; Dothideomycetes; Acrospermales; Acrospermaceae. The record is from RefSeq and is a predicted model, not a curated record. Bases 95 to 484 code for a protein of 129 amino acids.